This is a messenger RNA of Monosiga brevicollis MX1, 822 nucleotides long. RefSeq lists its product as uncharacterized. Gene Ontology annotation, biological process: regulation of cytokinesis; mitotic spindle organization; protein phosphorylation. The transcript is spliced from 6 exons. Gene Ontology annotation, molecular function: protein kinase activity; ATP binding. The coding region runs from base 1 to 822 and encodes 273 amino acids. Lineage: Eukaryota; Choanoflagellata; Craspedida; Salpingoecidae. Gene Ontology annotation, cellular component: chromosome passenger complex; spindle pole centrosome; spindle midzone. The record is from RefSeq and is a predicted model, not a curated record.
AUGUCUGGGGAGCCCAAGCGCGAGUGGACCCUAAACGAUUUUGAAAUUGGCAAGCCCCUCGGCCGGGGCAAGUUUGGCAACGUCUACCUCGCCCGCGAAAAGCGCACCAAGUUUGUCGUCGCCCUCAAGGUCCUCUUCAAGAGCCAGCUGCAGAAGAACAACGUCGAGCACCAGCUGCGCCGCGAGAUUGAGAUUCAGUCCCACCUCCGUCAUCCCAACAUCCUCCGCCUCUACGGCUAUUUCUACGACGAGAGCCGCGUCUAUCUGAUUCUCGAGUACGCCGCCCAAGGCGAGCUCUACAAGAAAUUGCAAGAGUAUGGCCGCUUCUCCGAGCCCACCACCGCCAACUACAUCAAGCAGCUUGCCACUGCCCUCGAGUACUGCCAUCGCAAGCACGUCAUUCACCGUGAUAUCAAGCCAGAAAACCUUCUCCUCGGCCUCAAGGGAACGUUGAAGAUUGCCGACUUUGGUUGGGCCGUGCACACCCCUAGUUCUCGACGCCGCACGUUGUGUGGUACCCUCGACUACCUUCCCCCCGAGAUGAUCGAGGGCAAGGCCCAUGAUGCCAACGUUGAUCUGUGGUCCCUGGGCGUGCUUUGCUAUGAAUUCAUGGUCGGCAACCCUCCGUUUGAAGCUGAAGGCCAUCGCGACACCUACCGCCGCAUUGUCAAGGUGGAUCUCCACUUCCCCGACUACAUCUCAGAGGGCGCGCGCGACUUUGUUUCCAAGCUGCUGCAGCAUGACCCGGAAAAGCGCAUGCGCCUGGACAUGGCCCUGCAACACCCCUGGCUCGUGUCGCAGAGCCAAAGCUUCUCCGACUAA